Drosophila albomicans is the source of this 407-nucleotide messenger RNA. RefSeq lists its product as uncharacterized. The transcript has 3 exons. Bases 112 to 318 code for a protein of 68 amino acids. Lineage: Eukaryota; Metazoa; Arthropoda; Insecta; Diptera; Drosophilidae. The record is from RefSeq and is a predicted model, not a curated record.
UUUGUCUAACAGAAGACAAAAAGAUUUAGUUUUGAGAAGAAAUAUUUAUUUUUGUUUUUCAUAUUAAUUUCAGAUUGAAAUUUAUAGUGCAUUAUUUAUAUAAACGUUGAAAUGGAUUCUGAAUUGGGAAAUCCAACUGAGAAUGAUAUAUGGGGAGGAUCGAACACUCUUAAUCUCAACAAUGAGCGCUUAGAUUGCGAGCAUUUAGACGAGCUGACGGAUAGGUAUAUUGAUCCGAAUAGACCCUCCUUUGUUACCGUAUUACUGCGCUUCUUUGGCAAUAUAUUCGUGGAUUGCUUUAGAGCUGUGUUCUCAUAGAACGAGAGCGAGAGCAUCGAAAAUGUAAAUUGAUUCAAAUUGUUAAUACGUAUUGUGGAAAUAAAUUAAGAACGUAAAGUUGAAUAGAA